GGACUAUAUAAAGCCACAGAGGAGCCUCUCCCGGGUUAGAGGAAUGUCACAACUGAAUUACCCUUGCCCUGAGCACCGCAUUCUAACAACACAUACACACACACACACCCACAUACACUAUACACACAGGACCUACACACACAGGACUACACGCAGGACCCUAAAGACUUACGCCGAUGUUCCCCGCUAUGGUCGACUUCUCUGAGAAGUACCUGGAAAGGUAAGUUAGAACCCAUAGGUGUUAUGUUCUGCGUGUGUGCUCUCUGCUGCUUUUGGAUAAAUAGAGAGAGGGAGGGAGAGAGAGCGGGAGGGAGGGAGGGAGGGAGGGAGAAGGAAGGAAGGAAGGAAGGUGACGUUUUAGGCUCUGAGGGAUACUGCUCAAAAGCUGUUAGGAGGCUAGCUGACCUCUCUCCUGAGUGUCAUUUGCCAGUUGCUGGGUGAGAGGACUCAUGUGUGGUUAAAUCUAUUUUGAGGACACUUGUAUCUAGAGAUUGGCCUUGUCUUUUAAUAAUCGGCCUGGAUUUCUUAUGUGGUCUCUGUGGUUUGUAAGGUGAGUAAUGUUGAGAAUGGAGAUUUAAAUUAGUCAGAUGGUUUAGUUGGGUGUUGAUUUAUAUAUACUGAACAUUGUAGGACAAUUUCUAUUUUCAGCAUUUUCCUUGGUUGGAAUAGAAUGUACUACUGUAUUUCCAGAUGGAAUUCAGAUUCAGGCACUCUUGAAAAGUAAAGAUUUAUAUCUUAGUGUGUUUGCCUGCUCUGUUUUUUAACAGCCUACCCUGAUCCAAUGGAAUUACUCUGGAAAACCACAUUCCUAUUCAACCUGGUCUCAGAGCCUUUCGUAAUAUUCUGUACUUAAAUCCGUGCCACUCCAAUUAGUAUGAUACUGUAUGUUACAUUUCGUAUGGUAUGUAUUAAUUUGUGGAUGUCAAUCACCCAUUUCGUAUGAUAUGUUACAAAUUAAAAUUAGUAUAUUAUAUGUUCCGAAUUAGCAAAACGUACAAUAUGUUGCACAUUUGCAAAACAUAUUAUAUGUUACGAAUUCUAGCAAGGUGGCUAACAUUCAGUGAGUAAAGUACUUAAGUAAAAAUACUUUAAGUCGUUUGGGGUAUCUGUACUUUACUUUACUAUUUAUAUUUGUCACUACUUUUACUUUUACUUCACUACAUUCCUAAAGAAAACAUUGUACUUUUUACUCUAUAUAUUUUCCCUGACAACCAAAAGUACUCAUUACAAAGUAGCUAAAAAGUAGUAAGCAGUUCAAAAGUUGCUAAUUAGCUAAAAUGCUAAGGUUGUCCAUGAUGAGAUUCGAACUCGCAACCUUUAAGUUGCUAGAUGUUUGCAUUAUACCACCCUACUUUCAUUUUCCCCCUCAAGUAACUAUCUGUCUUAUGUAACCAUACCAAACGUAACAUACAGUGGGGAAAAAAAGUAUUUAGUCAGCCACCAAUUGUGCAAGUUCUCCCACUUAAAAAGAUGAGAGAGGCCUGUAAUUUUCAUCAUAGGUACACGUCAACUAUGACAUACAAAAUGAGGAAAAAAAAUCCAGAAAAUAACAUUGUAGGAUUUUUAAUGAAUUUAUUUGCAAAUUAUGGUGGAAAAUAAGUAUUUGGUCAAUAACAAAAUUUUCUCAAUACUUUGUUAUAUACCCUUUGUUGGCAAUGACACAGGUCAAAUGUUUUCUGUAAGUCUUCACAAGGUUUUCACACACUGUUGCUGGUAUUUUGUCCCAUUCCUCCAUGCAGAUCUCCUUUAGAGCAAUGAUGUUUUGGGGCUGUUGCUGGGCAACACGGACUUUCAACUCCCUCCAAAGAUUUUCUAUGGGGUUGAGAUCUGGAGACUGGCUAGGCCACUCCAGGACCUUGAAAUGCUUCUUACGAAGCCACUCCUUCGAUGCCCGUGCGGUGUGUUUGGGAUCAUUAUCAUGCUGAAAGACCCAGCCACGUUUCAUCUUCAAUGCCCUUGCGGAUGGAUGGAGGUUGUCACUCAAAAUCUCACGGUACAUGGCCCCAUUCAUUCUUUCCUUUACACGGAUCAGUCGUCCUGGUCCCUUUGCAGAAAAACAGCCCCAAAGCAUGAUGUUUCCACCCCCAUGCUUCACAGUAGGUAUUGUGUUCUUUGGAUGCAACUCAGCAUUCUUUGUCCUCCAAACACGACGGUUUGAGUUUUUACCAAAAAGUUAUAUUUUGGUUUCAUCUGACCAUAUGACAUUCUCCCAAUCCUCUUCUGGAUCAUCCAAAUGCACUCUAGCAAACUUCAGAAGGGCCUGGACAUGUACUGGCUUAAGCAGGGGGACACGUCUGGCACUGCAGGAUUUGAGUCCCUGGCGGCGUAGUGUGUUACUGAUGGUAGGCUUUAUUACUUUGGUCCCAGCUCUCUGCAGGUCAUUCACUAGGUCCCCCCGUGUGGUUCUGAGAUUUUUGCUCACCGUUCUUGUGAUCAUUUUGACCCCACGGGGUGAGAUCUUGCGUGGAGCCCCAGAUCGAGGGAGAUUAUCAGUGGUCUUGUAUGUCUUCCAUUUCCUAAUAAUUGCUCCCACAGUUGAUUUCUUCAAACCAAGCUGCUUACCUAUUGCAGAUUCAGUCUUCCCAGCCUGGUGCAGGUCUACAAUUUUGUUUCUGGUGUCCUUUGACAGCUCUUUGGUCUUGGCCAUAGUGGAGUUUGGAGUGUGACUGUUUGAGGUUGUGGACAGGUGUCUUUUAUACUGAUAACAAGUUCAAACAGGUGCCAUUAAUACAGGUAACGAGUGGAGGACAGAGGAGCCUCUUAAAGAAGAAGUUACAGGUCUGUGAGAGCCAGAAAUCUUGCUUGUUUGUAGGUGACCAAAUACUUAUUUUCCACCAUAAUUUGCAAAUAAAUUCAUUAAAAAUCCUACAAUGUGAUUUUCUGGAUUUUUUUUCCUCAAUUUGUCUGUCAUAGUUGACGUGUACCUAUGAUGAAAAUUACAGGCCUCUCUCAUCUUUUUAAGUGGGAGAACUUGCACAAUUGGUGGCUGACUAAAUACUUUUUUCCCCACUGUAUCAUACUAUUUUGAGGGUCCCGGAUUUACAUUUACUAUGUUACAUCUAGUCUAUGAGACCAGGCUGUCCCAUUUAGUCUGUGGGAAAAUAAUGGGAGGACCAUACUGUCUCUUGCUCCAUGAGAAUGAUGUUGUCCUCAUCGUGGGGAAUAGGAGGGAUAUGUGCAGCUACGCUGUGUUAUGCAGACAGACACACGUAUGCAUGUACGCAUGCACACGCACACACACACACACACACGCACAACACACACACACACACACACACACACACACACACACACACACACACACACACACACACACACACACACACACACACACACACACACACACAACACACACACACACACACACACACACACACACACACACACACACACACACACACACACACACACACACACACACACACACACACACACAGGGGAGGUAUGUGUGUGUUCUGUGUACACGGUGCAGGGCCAGGCACAUAACCUACCGCAAACAGCCAGAGUGCCGGACGGGGCAAAAACAACCCCAAAGUUGCUCACCUUGGGGUCUGGGACUACUCCCUACCCCUCUACCCCCUCCCCUGGCUGUAGUGGUUGGGUGCUGCCUGGAGGUGUGGAGAGGGGAUCCAGUACACCGUGGGAAACAGAGCCACCGGGUGGAACAGGAAGGAGGGAUGUAGAAGGGAUCCACUUCAAAGCAACAGCACAUGUGUUUUAACAAGUUUGAUUAACUGACAUGGUAGAAACAUUUAGUAGUUCAGAGCAGGACUUCAGGCACCAAACAAUGAGUGAUGAUAGGCAUUCAUUUUCUUUGAUUCUAUAGUGGGACUAUACAGUAAUGUGCAUUAGCUAUCUUUUCUUGCUCCUGUGCUACUAUACAUUUAUGACUGUGUAAUACCUCAACGUAUCGUUCUUUAAUAUAGUACUAUACUAUGUUGUUACUUUGCUGUAGCACAUUUCUAGUAUGUCAAUAACGUUAUUUGUCUCUCUAUGUGAUCUAACGUUGGUGUUGACAUGCCCCCCCUAUCACCCGUGGCUGUCAGUCAGUCAGUUAGUCAGCCACACUCUAGUACAUCUACUGUACAGCUGCAGUGUGUCUGUCUGCAUUUCCCCAGCUACCCAGUUCUCCCCUCGAGUUCUGAGUACUUAGCUAGCUAGAUAUCCCUGGGAGCACGGCCCAGUUUCACACCACCAGGAAUAGCAUGGAGAGAGGGUAUUACUGUCGGUAAUGUGAGCCAGGAGAAGUGGGAAUAACAUGGAGAGAGGGUAUUACUGUCGGUAAUGUGAGCCAGGAGAAGUGGGAAUAACAUGGAGAGAGGGUAUUACUGUCGGUAAUGUGAGCCAGGAGAAGUGGGAAUAACAUGGAGAGAGGGUAUUACUGUCGGUAAUGUGAGCCAGGAGAAGUGGGAAUAACAUGGAGAGAGGGUAUUACUGUCGGUAAUGUGAGCCAGGAGAAGUGGGAAUAACAUGGAGAGAGGGUAUUACUGUCGGUAAUGUGAACCAGGAGAAGUGGGAAUAACAUGGAGAGAGGGUAUUACUGUCGGUAAUGUGAGCCAGGAGAAGUGGGAAUAACAUGGAGAGAGGGUAUUACUGUCGGUAAUGUGAGCCAGGAGAAGUGGGAAUAACAUGGAGAGAGGGUAUUACUGUCGGUAAUGUGAGCCAGGAGAAGUGGGAAUAACAUGGAGAGAGGGUAUUACUGUCGGUAAUGUGAGCCAGGAGAAGUGGGAAUAACAUGGAGAGAGGGUAUUACUGUCGGUAAUGUGAGCCAGGAGAAGUGGGAAUAACAUGGAGAGAGGGUAUUACUGUCGGUAAUGUGAGCCAGGAGAAGUGGGAAUAACAUGGAGAGAGGGUAUUACUGUUGGUGAUGUGAGCCAGGAGAAGUUGGAAUAACAUGGAGAGAGGGUAUUACUGUCGGUAAUGUGAGCCAGGAGAAGUGGGAAUAACAUAGAGAGAGGGUAUUACUGUCGGUAAUGUGAGCCAGGAGAAGUGGGAAUAACAUGGAGAGAGGGUAUUACUGUCGGUAAUGUGAGCCAGGAGAAGUGGGAAUAACAUGGAGAGAGGGUAUUACUGUUGGUGAUGUGAGCCAGGAGAAGUUGGAAUAACAUGGAGAGAGGGUAUUACUGUCGGUAAUGUGAGCCAGGAGAAGUGGGAAUAACAUAGAGAGAGGGUAUUACUGUCGGUAAUGUGAGCCAGGAGAAGUGGGAAUAACAUGGAGAGACCUGAGAUAAUCAUGGUGCUAAAGACCCUCCAGCCCCCUCUACACACGGACAUGCGCACGCACACUCACACCACCUGCCUGGCAGAUAGGGAGUGUGGCAGGUAAUGUAUAGUCCCUAUAGCAAUGCCAGGGUUGUGGGUUCGAUUCCCACAGGGGGCCAGUAUGAAAAAUGUAUGCACUCACUAAAUGUAAGUCGCUCUGGAUAAGAGCGUCUGCUAAAUGACUAAAAUGUAAAUAUAUGUAUUUUCUGAUAGCGGGUGCGAUGAAUGGGAUCAGAGAGCAUCCUAAUUUGCUAAUCUCCCAGAGAGGGAUGUGGCUAUCCUAAUAUAAGAUUAGCCUGUCAGGUUUAGGGCUAUGUUUAAUGAAGACAGGAACAGACUCACACUACUGCUCCUGGUGGCUGGGCCAUUAGCUAGCCGGCCGGGGUAUGAUCACAUAUAGCGGAGAGGGGUCGAUUGUUAGAGUGAGGAAUACAUAUUAAGACAAUACAGAUUUUGUUAAGGGCACAGGGCCAGGUGAACAGGAAGUUGUCAUACUGCUACACUCUUAUUAGGUGGUAAGAUCUUGUCCAGGUAUUUUUGUAUUUUCUCUUCUCUCACAAUCUUUUCACUCUCUCACUCUGUCCCUUCUCACCUUCCCUCGAUCCCCUCUAAUCUUGCCCCCUCACCUCUCGGUAGUAGCAGUUGUUGGCUGACGACACUCAGCCGUGUGGGGAACAGGCUAGCGGGGCCGUGUGGAAUGUGUCCCCUGCCUGCCCUCUGUGGCUUUGUGUGUGUGUGUGUGUGUGUGUGUGUGUGUGUGGUUUCUUUACCCUGCUGAGUUUGAGCUCCUAUACUGGCCUCUGCUGUAGCUGUAGCCCUCGGCCCCUCAGGCCCAGUGUAUGAGCUAAUAAUCACAGCAGCAACGUGAUGGAUGGCCGUGGCCGGAGAGCUGCCAUGCGCGUAGUAACCUCCUUAUCACUGCCUCGGCUUGAGACGCGUUUCAGCAGCCUCACAUGUGCUUGGCUCUCAAUAACACCCAUGGCAUAGGUCUAUAGAACAUAUAACGUCAUUAGGCAGGUAUCCUAACAGUAGAGCGUUAGGCCCGUAACCGAAAGGACGCUGGUUCAAAUAGCCGAGCCGACAAGGUGAAAAAUCUGCUGAUGUGCCCUUGAGCAAGGCACUUAACCCUAAUUUGCUCCAGGGGCACCGUACUACUAUGGCUGAACCUGUAAAACAACACAUUUCACUGCGCCUAUCUGGUGUAUGUACAAAAAAAAAUAGAACUAGGGUAGUCAACUACUGAAACGUUGAGAUGGUUUGAAUGGGUUGUAGGAUGGUCUGUUAAGCAAAAUGGCAUUUACCUGUAGUUUUCAGUACCAUUGCGUAUUUUAUUAUUUCUUCUUUGUUACAAUCUUUUUAUACUAAGCAAUUCAACCUUAGUAGUCAUUCAUCUACGACAUUCAAUUGUUGAGAUGAAUGCUGAGUGGCGCAGUGGUCUAAGGCACUGUGCCACUAGAGAUCCUGGUUCGAAUCCAGGCUCUGUCGUAGCUGGCCGCGACCGGGAGACCCAUGGGGCGGCGCGCAAUUGGCCCAGCGUCGUCCAGGGUAGGGGAGGGAAUGGCCGGCAGGGAUGUAGCUCAGUUGAUAGAGCAUGGCGUUUGCAACGCCAGGGUUGUGGGUUCGAUUCCCACAGGGGGUAUGAAAAAAAUAAAAAAAUAAUGUAUGCACUAACUAACUGUAAGUCGCUCUGGAUAAGAGCGUCUGCUAAAUGACUAAAAUGUAAAUGUAAAAUGUUGAGAAUGGAGGGCCAUAUCCCUGUAGUAUCAUAAACUAACCAGAAGGUGGCAAUGUGGAGUUGUGAAUUCCCCUACCUCUCCCAGUCCUCAAUGACAAUAGUGUUUCCAGCCCUGUCAUAUCUUUCCACCCGGCCUGGGCCCAGCAUAGUUCACUCCACUUGUAUUGAAACCAGACCUGGAUAAUAAAUUGUUUCAUUAGGUUUGCAAAUACUUUCCACCGCUCGUAAAAACUAGUCCCUCUGCUCACAUGCGUUGGCAUGGCAUCCCUAUUCAGCUUUAACCUCACUUAGUUGAAACCUAAAAUAUGGUCGUGGACGCUAAAAAUAGAGCAAUCAAAUACAUUCCACUUCUCUAUGAUGAUUUUAUGCCUUUCUAAAAUAGCUUUUUAUUUUGGGUAAAGAUCACUUCAGUAUGGUGAGUGUGGGUUGUUGGGAGAAAAAUUGUGCCAGAGGUAGAGUGUAAUGUUUUUAUGUUUUUCACCAUACCAACAACCACAUUUUACUCCACUAACGCUAGCUCCUCAUCUGGAUAGAGCAUGUUUUAAUAGAACCCUACUGUGGAAUACUAUAAUCAAGCCCAAUGCAUCACCUUGUGUUUAUAGAUGACAAUGGCCGCAGCCUGUCACGCAGAUAGGCCUAAAAUAUCCACACUGAUCAGUACAGGAUCUUAGAAGCAGAUUGUUACAAUUCCUUGUGGUCCGUCUUUUCUCUUCUUUUUACAAUCCAUUUCCUGAUCUCGUCAGUGAGAAAUGCAGAGACAUCCGGUGUAAGGGGAAUGGGAAAGAGGGGGGUUGCAAAUGUCCCCGUCCCCCACCCUCUCUCUCUCUCUUUCUCUCUCUCUCACUCUCUCUCUGGAGGAUCACAGUGCUGACUGAUAUUUCAUCACUUUCUCUCUUCCAUCCUGCUGAAGUGAUAAGAGAGGAGAGAAAACAUUGUAGCUCUCUAUCGAGUGGCCUUCAGAGUCACUUUCAGAGGCUUCUCGGCUCUGAGGCAAACAUCCCUCUAACCAGCACCAGCUUGAGGGCAUGUUGUUUUACUAGUCAUUAAUUACAUUCUAACUCACACAUUUGGCAAGCUCCUCUCCCUGUCCUCUCCUCUUACACACAUUUUGAAAGAGGCUUCUUGUAUUCCUCCUAGUUCAUCAUCCACUCCUUGCCCCACCCUUUUUCCUCUUUGAAAGAAAGGAACUAGUCAGCUCCUGGUUGCCCUUGACGAUGGGUGGUGGAGUCAUCUUAAAUAGUUGCCCAGGUUGCUUCCUGUUUCCUGCUUUUCGCCUAAUCACAAAAUGCCUGGAAAACCCACAGAGGUGGCCUGGCAACACCAUCCAAACCAGGCCUAUCUGUUGCCCUUUCCACCCACUAGUGACCACUGAUGUCGUCCUUGCCUCUCCACCUUGGAGCACAGACACUGGGGCUCUUUCAGUUCCCAAGACUGGCUGUGGAUAAAAGAACCAGGAACUAAGCAGGGGUUUGAUGAUCAGGUGUUGGGAGAGGGCCUUUGGAGACUGGCAGAGAGAGGGCGAGUGUCUAUGUGUGCGUGUGUGCAUGUGGGUGUGUGCUUUUGCACAGUAUGCAUGUGUGUUAGUGUGUGUGUUUGUGUUAGUGUAUGUGUGUGUGUAUGUGUGUGUCUGUAUGUGUGUUUUCAGGCUCCAAUUUUUUUUUAUGCUGGGUUCUUUUGUGGGCCCUGUGGUCUCACUGGGGCUUUUGGUGACAUUAGGCCAGUUGACAGUGAUUAGGACAGCGGCGCUUUAGCUAAUAGCUAAUACACAGUGGAAAUCAACCAGGAAAUGGGAGUCACGUGGGAUCGUGUCACAAUGAGGAAGCAUGUGAGGUCAGCGGGAGGAGCUAGCAGCCACCCAGGGAUUGUGGGAUAGCAUGGAGGACUAGGGUUGGCAUGCCCUCUCCGGGGAGAUGGGGAUGGGAAGGGAUGUUGCAGGGUGUUGUUGGUAGUGGGGGUAUAUUUUAGGUGAUGGAGGAGGAGGGGGGUGCAGCUGUGCCCCGUGUCCUGUCCCGAGGGCUCCAGCCCUGGGUUAGCUCCCUCUCCGGGUCCCUCUAGGCACCUGGAGAAUGGUGUUAAUGCGUGGAGGAUUGAGGAGUAAGUCUCUCCUCCUUCACUGCCACAUUCACUCACUCCCUGCCUAAGGACCUGCCAGGGGUAGAACUAGAUGAGAGAAAGAUUGAAAGAAGACAUUAACAACGGAGAGGGAAAGAUACUAGCUGUCACCGCACUGUAACUUCCACUUGACACUACUCUACUACACUUGAAUAUCCUGCUGAAGUCUGAAAUGUAUACAGCCCUGGCACUUUUUCCCUUUUCUUGUUUUGAGCAUAUGGAACUGAUUUGAACCGCUGGAGUUUGUUUUUAAAGUUGAACUGUUUCCCAUGACUAGGAAGACUCAACCCCCUUUUCUGUCUCUCUCUUUUCUCCCCUUGGUCUCUCCCCAUCUUUCUCUCCUUUUCUAUAUCCAUCCAUUUCUUUCUAUCUUUCUUUCUUUCUUUCUUUCUUUCUUUCUUUCUUUCUUUCUUUCUUUCUUUCUUUCUUUCUUUCUUUCUUUCUUUCUUUCUUUCUUUCUUUCUUUCUUUCUUUCUUUCUUUCUUUCUUUCUUUCUUUCUUUUGUUAUCUCUCUUUCUCAGGGCCAAAGACAUGAAGAACCGGCUUGCUUUCCUGAGGAGGAGGAAUGAGUCUCCCGGAAGCAACCCAGCCGGCAAAUUCGACAAGUCCUUGAAGUCGUCAGUAAAGUGAGUGUUUUGUGUGUGACUGUGUGCUUGUGUGUUUGUCAGUGUGUGUGUAUGUCCACAUGGCCGCUUCCUGGAUCUCACCCCAGCUGGUGAUGCCUUGGCUCAGACAGACAGACGAGUGGGCAGCGUGAAGAAGCGCUUGUAAAGCCACAGAGAGAAAGACAGAAAUUAGAGAAAGACAGAAAUGGAGGAAGGAAGGGAGGAAGGAAGGAAUGAAUUACGUCUUGAUGUGUUUAACAAUUCCUGGUUGAUCCGUAUGCUAAGGCGGAUGUUAUAGCUGUUAUAGGUUAGGCGGAUGUUAUAGCUGUUAUUGGUUAGGCGGAUGUUAUAGCUGUUAUAGGUUAGGCGGGUGUUAUAGCUGUUAUAGGUUAGGCGGGUGUUAUAGCUGUUAUAGGUUAGGCGGAUGUUAUAGCUGUUAUAGGUUAGGCGGGUGUUAUAGCUGUUAUAGGUUAGGCGGGUGUUAUAGCUGUUAUAGGUUAGGCGGGUGUUAUAGCUUUGGUUAAGGCAGCCACGCAUUAUCCUAUAGUUUAUUUAUGCUCCUUUUUCUACCUGUUUAAUAAGAGAAUGUUUUAGAGAGUGUAUCUGUAUUAGCUUUAAUGCAUGUGUUUUGGCGGUUGAUUUUGAGUUGCAACAUUGUAAAAUGUUGAUGGGUCAGCUCUGCUAACAGAGAGAUAGGUCCAGUCAGACUACUUCAAUAUCCAUGGUUACACAUAUGUCUGUACUGUAUUUAUACUGUAGCUAUAUGGCUGUUUUGAUUGACAAAACUGGUUGGUCCUAGAUAACAAUGGUUAAUGUAUAAGUCUAAUGUAUAAUCUGCAUGCGGUCAUUGCGCCUUUAGAGUACACUCGCUUGAACACAAGCUGCAUCUACUCAACUGCUAUAUUAUUUCAAAUAAACUCAAGCAUGCAUAUAUGCAUUGUGUUACAUAAUGCAUUAAAUAUCUCCCAGCAACAGUAACAGAACGAGCAGGAGAUCCAUUUGUCAGCGUAUGUGACAGGUUGUCAUGCAUUAUAUUAUGCAAUGAUGUAGCAAGCAUGUUUUGUCCACAGAGGGGGAGAGAGAGAGAGAGAGAGAGAGAGAGAGAGAGAGAGAGAGAGAGAGAGAUAGAGAGAGAGAGAGAGAGAGAGAGGAGAGAGAGAGAGAGAGAGAGGAGAGAGGAGGAGAGAGAGAGAGAGAGGAGAGAGAGAGAGAGAGAGAGAGAGAGAGAGAGAGAGAGAGAGAGAAAGAGAAUGUUCGAUAACAAUGCAUAAGAACUGGGAAUUUCAUUGUUUCAUAUUUAAUUGUUAUAUUCAAUAGAACAUAGCACUUGUAUGUUAGGCAGACAUUUAUUUAGUAGGCUAUUUCAUUUAUUCACACAGUCAGUUGCAACGUUAACUGAUAGAAAUUUAAAUAAGGUAGAAAAUGGAAAUAAAGAAACAGUAGUGUCUGUGCAGGUAGUGUUAUUAUAAUGGUUUCACAUGGUUGGGUCCUAUUCCUCUGUUGCCAUGUCAAUAAGGCCCUCAGAUGGGUUGAAGGAGAGGAAGCAUAUCCUCUAUCUGAGAGCAGAGAGAAUGAGGGAGGCAGGGGAGGGCAGAAAAGCUGGGGGGUGGACCCUCAGGCUCAAAACCCAUCCCCAUUGGCUGGUUUAGUCCCCGCCCCUCCUCUGCCUCCUGAGCUGCAGUGAGAGGGAGUAUAAGGUGAGACAUCUAGUGGAACCAGUUAGACAUACUUACGCACACAGACUUAUACACACUCACAUGCUCGAUCACACACAGCCCCAGAGCACCAGCGAGUGUGAAAGAGAGAAAAAGAAGAAAGGAAUUGCAAUUCCACAGAGUACUAGCCAAAGGACUACACUGACGCUCCUUACCAGUCCAGUGCAGUACAGUGGAGCACAGGGCUUCGGAUGGGUCACACUAUGAGAAACCUGGCAGAGAUGGGCUUGCUAAAGAACCGCUCCGUUUUCAUUUGCAGGCCCACCCCGGAGGAGGCACUCAAAUGGGGGGAAUCUCUGGACAAGCUGCUGGCCCACAAAUGUAAGUCUGCCUUUCCUUAUUAUUAUUCUCCUUCUUUAUUUUCUCCAUCCGUUUAAUCAAUCAAACCCAACGGGAUAAAGGAAAUGACUAAUACCGAUCUGGGUUUGAUUGCCAUAUGGUCCCAUGUGGAUCUGGUUUAAGUUUAACUGAAGCAUGGGGAAGAAUUGCAUUGAUUAUGAAUAAGGAACAAUGUGCAUGUGUUUUAGGGGGUGGUAUGGGCAGGAAAUAUGUUCAUACUUGUUGCUUGUGCAAUGUGAAUUCAGUGUGUGUGUGUGUGUGUGUAUGUGUUGUUGCGCCCCUGCAGUGAAUGGGCAGUCUGUUGAGGCACUCUGCUGCAGCUCUCCCACUAAUCCCAGUGGAUGAAUAGAACCAUGCAAUAGUGUAGGGGGAGAGGGGACAGAUUAUGGAUGGGCUGGAUGGCUGAGAGAGAGAAAGAGGACGUCAGAGUAGUGUUGCUAUAUUUGUAUGCUUCCAUAAUUCAUAGCCAUGGUCUGAGCGCUGUCGGGCUGGGAUUCCAAAUCCCCAUUCAAUUGUCUUUCUCUGUGAUGACUCAGACAAGCCAACACCAUUUAUCCCUAACAGAGAAAAGCUUAGCGGCACAACCCUUUGAUCCCAACACUUUCCCUCCUCUCUUUUUCUGCCUUUUCAUGUUUUUUCUUACUUUCUUUAUAUCUUUCUUCUGGCUGACCUGUAGCGAAUUCUCUCUCUGCUCCUGUAGCGUAUUUAGCAUGGGGGGGUCAUGUGAACGGAAAGGUGCGGGCGACCAGGCAGGGUGGGACUCGGCUUCCUGCUAUUCUUAUCCUGCCGAUGUCUUUUCCUCAAGUCAUUAACGACACCAUCCUAAUAGCCAAAGCAACAAGAACAGGUCGACAAGCAAACUGCCCCCCCCCCCCCCCCCCCCCCCCCCCCCCAGAACAAGAAAGGCAUCUCUUUGUACAGAGACGGGAUGAGAAAAUACAUGCCAAUGAGCUGUGUUGACGAAGGAAAAAGUAACAGAGUGUAAUGUAGGGUCAGUGGGGUGAUGCUGCAUAGUUUUUGUGAAUGGGAGGUGACUGGAUAGGUGUCUUGGAGGCGAUUGGCUUUAGUCCCCUUUUUAACAGUGUGACUCAAUGGACUGGGCUACUGUGCUAUUUAGGUAGUCUCCCUCACUGAGAGAGAUGACGCUGUGUUGCCAUAGCUCUCCAGUCAUGUCCACUAACCCACACCUCUCUGUUUUUUCCCCUCUUGCCUUCUUCCCUUCAGAUGGCCUGGCGGCGUUCAGAGCUUUCCUGCGCACAGAGUUCAGUGAGGAGAAUCUGGAAUUCUGGUUGGCGUGCGAGGAUUACAAGAAGAUUAAGUCGCAAUCCAAGAUGGCAUCCAAAGCCAAGAAAGUCUUUGCUGAAUACAUUGCCAUCCAGUCUUGUAAAGAGGUGAGCAGCAAUCCCCAUACACAUACAGACUUCUACCCACAAGGGAUGGUGGAAAAUACCCUUCAACUGUAAUGUCUCCUGUUUAUACCUAAAAGAGCUCUCCACUUCCAUUUCACAAAUUGUUUACUUUGACUCACUAGAAGACUUAGGGCUAUAUUCAAUCUGUAUUGCUAAAGCGUUACAGAUUGCGAGAUAUAAAUGUAAAGGUAAUUGAGCCGACAUAUGCCGCAUUUACCGUGAUUGCAGUUGCCUUUAAAUUUGCCUUUAAAUUUAAAUCACGCUGUAACGUUGAACUUCCGCGGUGCGGAUUGAAUAGAGCCCUUAAUCAGCGGCCCAUCAAUUAAGAUAGUGUUUGCUAACCCCAACCUCACUCCUCAUGACUGAGCCUUUAUAAUCCGCUCCUAACACCUCCCUGACAGAAACUAGAAAUAAACUUGUUCCCGUUGUAAAUUCAAAAGCAGUGAUUUUGGCCGGGCCCCUCACCAUUGUUCCCUCAACUAAAGAUGUUAGGUGAUGAAUGUGUAAUGCCUGUCAGAAGGCACUCCCACAAGGGAAUGAGUGAGCUGGAGAGGAUGUGAGAUCAUGCCUGACAAACAGGCUUUCUUUGGUCGCCUGACAUGCACCAAAUAGACUCCCUCACUUUUCCCCUUUUUUUUUAACCUGGAGAGCCGAGUGGAAACUUCAAGUCACAAAUCAGCCCCAACAGCUUGAACCAGUUGUCGGUAGCACUGAAACUAACCUGCUGCUCUGUCUCUUCCUUUCUUCCCCUCCCUCUUUCCCUCUCUCAGGUGAACUUGGACUCGUACACCCGAGAGCACACCAAGGACAACCUUCAGAAUGUGACGCGCUCCUGCUUCGACCUGGCCCAGCGCAGGAUAUACGGCCUGAUGGAGAAGGACUCGUACCCUCGCUUCCUCCGCUCAGAACUCUACAUGGACUUAGUCAACCAGAAGAAGGCCAGCACCACGUCCACCUCCUCAUCGUCAUAAACACGCAGAGAUCAGGAUAGAACGUGAGAGACGACGACGAAAGAGAGAAGGCAGAGACUUGAAAGCAGGGGGAGGUAGUUUUUUUUCAUGUUUGCCAUUUUGUUUUGUUUCUGCCAUCAUCCUGUCCCACUAUGAGUUGGGUGUGAGAGAGACGGCGAGCUAGGCCGUGGCACUGAGGGGGGUGUUGUUUACACAACGACCAUGACAACAGGCUGAUGGAGGGGGGAUGGAGAGCCCAUUCAGGACAGCUGGUCACCGUCAUGUGAGGGCAUGUCCAGGGAUUUCUCUGAUCACUCUCAUUGAUUACUGUCUGUCGUUCAUAACGACAUAUGUUCGUUUGUCCGUAUUUAAGUUAUCUUCCAGAUGUACUGGAAAAAGGGUUGAAACCUCUGCAGACAAGAAGACAGUCCAGUACUGUGUUGACGUUUAUUUUUGUAUUUUUUUUGACACCCCCUUUC
Molecule: messenger RNA, 14606 nt
Organism: Coregonus sp. 'balchen'
Lineage: Eukaryota; Metazoa; Chordata; Actinopteri; Salmoniformes; Salmonidae
Source: the annotation of a GenBank genome assembly